AGCUCUCUCUCUAGUGCUCGCGGGUUUAUUUGCGCAAACAUAACACCGCGAGCGCUUCGAGAGAGGAAUAACACCAUUUUGUGGCGGUUUUAUUUGGGAUUUAAACGAUGGAAGGGUUGCUAAGGUUGAAAGCAAAUAACAGUUUAUACGGCCCAAAUAGAAUCAGCGCUGGAACCGAGAUCAAAGAUUUACUAUCCCGCGAUCACAUAUUGCAAAGAGGCGAAUGGCAAAACCAGCAUGACGGACUCAAUCCAUGGAGCACUACGUUCGCUUACGCUUUCAAGCCGACUGCUGGUUAUCAAAGUCCGAGAAAACUUUUGCAGUCUUCUGGGAGUCAGAAAGCAGCAUUUGUACUUGGGACGGAGAAGGACGUUAUGCUGUCAACUGUAACUAAAGACUUUGACAGGAAAUGGCUCAAAACACCGAAGAAGGCACACCCCGAUCUCGGCACCAAUAAACCAGAUUUUGCACCAAAGUUCAUGUCCAACACAAACUUUGGAGAAGAUGGGUCCAUUUACGCAAAUCCCUACAAUGAAACUAAGAGAGCCGAUACAUCACAGAACACUCGCGAGAGGAGACAAUAUACACACGACUUGCGCUCCACUCAUUUCAUGCUGGGGUCAUCUGAGCCAAGGUUUAACACGGAAACCACCCACACAUUUCGCUCUAUUGACGCACCCUCUGACGUCACCCCUGCCCGGGCCACCGAGGCAGCCCGCGCUACUCAGCGCUCAAGCGUGUUCCGCGAUGGAGACUGGAACCAAAUGGGGAGACCUUGCGUGACGAGUUCUGUCACGCGUAACGAUUUCCAUGUCAAGCCGUUCACGACUGGUGGUAAACCAACUGGAAGACGUCUCUUGAAAAAAUUGACGCAUGCUGAAGAGGAGCAAGUGACACCAUUGCGUGACGUCAUGCGGGAGGCCAUUUUGAAGCGUCAUGAUGAGAAUGACCAGAUCUCUUUGCUUCAAGCGUUUGCAAUGCACGACCUAGACAGAUGCGCAUACAUCUCUAAAGCAGACGCGAAGGACGUGCUGCUCCGAUACAGACCCUGUCUCACUGAUGUCGAGUUAGAUAGUCUCAUCGCAGAGUGUAACCCAGGGCAACAGGACGGCAAGCUGGAUUACGGUGCCUUCGCCAUUUUCUUGGCAGGGUUCUCAAGACCCUUAUCGAUGGAGGACGCUAUUCCCAUUAUUCACAAUGAAAGCUACACCGGUACAACCUACAUGAAGACCAGCUACCCUGACCCGAACACGGACAAACCCAAAGAUAACCCACAUCAUCGACAUUAUCAAAUAAGUACGCAUUUCGAGCUUGGUGAUGAUUGUACAGGUCCUAAGUCAGUUUACCACAAGGAUUUUAUGAUGGGUAAAAGAGAUCCUCGUACCAAGCCCCUCCCGGCUGACCCUCCGAUGUCCUCGCAGGUACUACCUCUAGAUGAACUGCCCGCGACACGCUCUACCAAGACAGCGGACUACGUGGACCCCGCCAUGCACGGUGCUCGUCAACUAGUUCAGAUCCGAGACGAAGAGGCCAAACGAAAUCAGAAUCGCUUGUCUAAGCUUUCGGUGAAGAUAUCAUGUGACCCUCGCCAUGGUGAAACCUACAGACAGGCGUCCGUGUCUGGAACUGAUUACCCCACCCCCCCUGGGGAUUACCCGACCCUAGGUCCACGCAGGGCUCCUCAGAGUAGAUACAGAUUCCUGGAUACGGAUGGCGCUCUUUUGCAGCCUCCUGCGGGCCCGCCACGCUCAGAAAUACAGGACCAGUUUAUUCUACUGUCGGACCCAGGUUCCUCUCGAGAAAAGAACACGGAGUGUCAGGAACGCCUCUCAGAUAACCGCAACUCUCACUUUGCCCUUGGCACGGACUUGGAACCCAAAGGCUCGGAGCAGCAUCAUCAAUUCGCCAAAAAAUCCCCGCUCGACCCGGCCAUCCCAGCGGCAGGCAAAACUGAGACAAAGACCAACACCUACUCUCACGUCUUCCCAAGUGACUCCGCUGACCGCGGUACAGAAGACGCACCUAAAGACGAGGCGGCUAUUAUCCAAGCAAGGAUACGCGAGAUGAAUAAAAUAAGAAAAGAUAUCCAAGGUUACGUGGACAGAACAACAUCCGAGACUUUGACUGGUCCUAAAUUGACCAUGACGUCUGUCAUGAAGAGCGAUUACUGCCCUCCCGAACAACGCAGCUUCACAUCAGCCCAGCAACGCACGAUCGAGGCUGCACACAGUAAACCAGUCGCCAUGGAACCGCACUACUUUCACCUUAAAUACAAACAAGAUGGGAAUACGCUGACCACCACAGGACAUGACUUCUCUCGACCUGACAGGCUUCCAAGUCGGCAAUCGAAGCUGAAUUGAUAUUUUCUAAAAGGACAUAAGUACGAGCUCCUUCCUGUUAAGUCAUCUAAAUGAUAGACAUCUAUCACUCAAGUGAAAUAAACUCGAGCUCUACAUCCUCUACAUCGGUUGUAAUCCGACCGAAAACGACGUUGCAGACUUUCGUGAUUCAUUCAAAGUAGUCAUUAGGAAGGAGACGUGUGAAGCAAAGAAAAUGAGCUUUUAUUUCAAAUCAUACCAUAGAUUGAAUAAUACACAUCGUUUUUUGUUCUCAAUUUGAAGGACAAUUAUUAUUAAACAAUUACGAUGACCACUAGUUUAGUAUAAUAAAUCAUGAAGUCAAAUUAA
Nematostella vectensis (starlet sea anemone) is the source of this 2687-nucleotide messenger RNA. RefSeq lists its product as uncharacterized. The transcript is spliced from 23 exons. Bases 108 to 2360 code for a protein of 750 amino acids. The record is from RefSeq and is a predicted model, not a curated record. NCBI's taxonomy places the organism in Eukaryota, Metazoa, Cnidaria, Anthozoa, Actiniaria, Edwardsiidae.